AUGUCUCAUACUAACAAGACGAACAAAAACAUCAGCAGACAAAGAUUUAGCGAUGAACAGAUCAAGUCACUGGAGACCACUUUCGAGAUGGAGUCUAGGCCAGAGCUACGCAUGAAGCAGCACUUGGCCGACAAGCUCGGGCUGCAGCCACGACAGGUUGCGAUAUGGUUCCAGAAUAGAAGGGCUCGAUCAAAACCGAAGGAGCUUGAACGGAAUUAUAACAUGCUUAAAGCGGAUUACGACAAGUUGGCUUCCCAGUUUGAAUACAUGAAGAAAGAGAAGCAAGCCCUGCUCAUCCAGCUGCAGAAACUGAAAGAGGCUGAAGGAACGAGUGAUGAGCAAUGUGAAAACAGAAACAUAAAGAUUGAAACUUCAGAACAGCCAAGAUUUCUUCCAGAAAACAACAGCCCUGAGCUAGGCAUGCCCUUGUGCAAUGAUUUUACUAGAAGGGUUGACUACUUGUGGGAAGAAGCUGAUGAUCCGGAAUUGGCACAAAUGGCUGAUGGUUACUUAACAUCGACAGAAAAUGUAUACAGUUUUGAAUCCAGUAGCCUUAUCGAUAAUUCCAGUUACAGUGGACAUGUAAAUGACUCGGAUAUUCCAGCCAAUAUAAUUGGUCGGUGA
This is a messenger RNA of Fraxinus pennsylvanica, 624 nucleotides long. NCBI's taxonomy places the organism in Eukaryota, Viridiplantae, Streptophyta, Magnoliopsida, Lamiales, Oleaceae. The record is from the annotation of a GenBank genome assembly.